GCAGCCAUAUUUGAUUCGAUUAUGCUGUUCUAGCUGCGACAACCAGUUUAGCUAGUUCUUGACCAAAAAAAAAAAAAAAGAAAAAAAAAAACGGUGUCUUUCCUUGACUACAAGUCAAGCUGUAAAGGUUGAACUACGACGACAAAUAGCGGUAUUUCCAGUCGUGACGGUUUAUCGCGUGUAGUCAACGAUGAAUCCCGAAUAUGACUAUUUAUUCAAACUGCUCCUGAUCGGUGAUUCUGGUGUUGGAAAGUCUUGUCUCCUCCUCCGGUUUGCAGAUGACACAUACACAGAGAGCUACAUUAGUACCAUUGGUGUGGACUUCAAGAUCAGGACCAUAGAGCUGGAUGGAAAGACCAUAAAACUUCAGAUUUGGGACACGGCUGGACAGGAACGGUUCCGCACCAUCACAUCCAGUUACUACAGAGGAGCUCACGGCAUUAUAGUAGUUUACGAUGUGACAGACCAGGAGUCCUUCAAUAAUGUGAAACAGUGGCUACAGGAGAUCGACCGCUACGCCAGCGAGAACGUCAACAAGCUGCUAGUAGGCAACAAGUGUGACCUCACGACAAAGAAGGUUGUGGACUACACCACAGCCAAGGAGUUUGCUGACAACUUAGGCAUCCCCUUCUUGGAGACGAGCGCCAAGAGCGCCACCAACGUGGAACAAGCCUUCAUGACCAUGGCGGCUGAGAUCAAGAAGAGGAUGGGCCCCGGGGCCACGGCCGGCGCCGCCGAGAAGUCCAACGUCAAGAUCCAGAGCAAGCCGGUCAACACCUCGUCUGGAGGCUGCUGCUGAGGCCGCCCGGCGCCCGAAACCCAGUCUCAACGUACCAAGCUCCACAGGGAUAGAAAACACAGAGACAGAGGGAGAGAGAAAGAGAGAGAGAGAGAGGGAGAGAGAGAGAGAGAGAGAGAGAGGGUUAGAGAUGAUGAAGACCUUGACUGGACCGGUUUGUAAUUGUGUGUGCAGCUACAACACCAGAUUCCCACCGCACCCUUUUAAACAAAGUCAGCAAUAGGACGGUAAGCCCAUCAACCCCCACAGAUCCCACCGGGCUUCUUUCUUUGCAUUCGUAAACCAAAACACACACACACACACACACACACACACACACACACACACACUGACACACACACUUACACACACAUACUGGAACCAACAAGGCUCAAAAUGUAUACAGUUUUUAACAGCGUGUGAUGUUAACCAAUGAAAGAAAACAAGUAUUCUGCUUUUCUCCUCCUUUUUUUUUUUUUGCCCAACUCUUUCCUUCAGGUUUGGUAGAUGAGUCACUUUUCUAAAAAACCUAUACAAAAACAAAAAACAAAGUUGUCUUUAUUUGGCUGUGGAUAACAGCAUGACUUUGGCCUGAAUCUCCUCAGAUGAAAUUAGUAAGGACUUCAAAUGAAGCACAUGCUUACCGCAGCAUCAUGCAUGUUAGCAGAAACGAUUACACGCUCUCUCCGUGCAUCUGGAAUGCAGUCAUGACCCGAGCGGCUUCCUGCUCGCCGUAACAAAACCAAACUCCACCGAGGAAGCGCCCCGGUAACGUCACACGGUCCAACUUCACAAUGUUGCCCCCCAAAACGAUGUGCCAGUGCCUUUUUGGCAGGAGUUUUACAUGAUAUUUUGCCUUUGGUGCACUGUGUUGUUGGCAUAUCCACCCCCUCCCCUUCUGCUCUUAUUUCUUAGAGAAUUGACUUUGUAUGAUAGCAGUAGUUAACAUUCCUGUAUAUAUUUGGCUAUGUGUGCUCUGCUGAUAUUAAUGAUCCGACAUAAGCAUGUGCUACAUUGGGAGACGUGACGUCAGCAAUGUGUAUUCCUCUGCUAGUGUUUCUCAACCAACCAACCAACCAACCAACAGCACAACGACAAAAAGAAAAAAAAAUCACCAUCCGAGCUAUGAGAAUAAUCUAUAAACUGUAUAUAUUUAUACAUAAAUGUAAGAAGUGAUUUGCAAAUUGUGUAGAGAAGCAAGUGAAAAGAAUGACAUGAUAAAUAGCUGGAAUCCGUAAUCUCGGCACGUGAUUUGUGGCUGCGGACAUGACAUUUUUGUGGCACAAUGUCUACUAUUAAACAAUGAAGGAGAUCUUUGAUAAA
Molecule: messenger RNA, 2101 nt
Organism: Myripristis murdjan (pinecone soldierfish)
Lineage: Eukaryota; Metazoa; Chordata; Actinopteri; Holocentriformes; Holocentridae
Product: ras-related protein Rab-1A
Exons: 6
Coding region: 191-799 (202 amino acids)
Molecular function (GO): GTPase activity; GTP binding
Source: RefSeq, a predicted model, not a curated record